CCAAGCCGCGGUUUCCGGCGAUGCUGCUCUUCUGUCCGACCUGCGGGAAUGUCCUGAUUGUGGAGGAAGGACAGAAAUGUUACCGGUUCGCCUGUAACACCUGUCCCUAUGUUCACAACAUCACCCGGAAAGUAACAAACAGAAAAUACCCCAAACUAAAAGAAGUUGACGAUGUGUUGGGUGGAGCUGCUGCUUGGGAAAAUGUUGACUCUACAGCAGAAACCUGUCCCAAAUGUGAACAUCCUCGAGCAUACUUCAUGCAAAUACAAACCAGAUCUGCUGAUGAACCUAUGACAACAUUCUACAAGUGCUGCAAUCCAGGAUGUGGGCAUCGCUGGAGGGAUUAAGUUUCUUAACACACUGAAUCCAGAUAAUUAUGAAUGCAUGUCAACUACUGAUGAUGGUUGAAAGACAUAUGCUGAUUAAUGCCACUAACAUUCUAAAAUACUUUUUUGAAGCUCCUUUUAUGUCUAUUAAAAGAAAUUGAUUGGA
Carcharodon carcharias (great white shark) is the source of this 492-nucleotide messenger RNA. It is a transcript of the gene polr3k, whose product is annotated as polymerase (RNA) III (DNA directed) polypeptide K. Bases 21 to 347 code for a protein of 108 amino acids. Gene Ontology annotation, molecular function: nucleic acid binding; zinc ion binding; DNA-directed RNA polymerase activity. Gene Ontology annotation, cellular component: RNA polymerase III complex. The transcript has 3 exons. Lineage: Eukaryota; Metazoa; Chordata; Chondrichthyes; Lamniformes; Lamnidae. The record is from RefSeq and is a predicted model, not a curated record. Gene Ontology annotation, biological process: termination of RNA polymerase III transcription; DNA-templated transcription.